Messenger RNA from Fulmarus glacialis (Northern fulmar), 2076 nucleotides. RefSeq names its product tumor necrosis factor alpha-induced protein 2-like. The record is from RefSeq and is a predicted model, not a curated record. Gene Ontology annotation, biological process: exocyst localization; exocytosis. The transcript has 11 exons. Gene Ontology annotation, molecular function: SNARE binding. Lineage: Eukaryota; Metazoa; Chordata; Aves; Procellariiformes; Procellariidae. The coding region runs from base 1 to 2076 and encodes 691 amino acids. Gene Ontology annotation, cellular component: exocyst.
AUGAUGAAAAUGUUACCUUUUUUCCAAAGUGGUCCUAUUGGAAUACGCAAUGGAUCUGAGGGUUGCAUUGGUGCAAACAGGCAGCUUGAAAACCCUUCGACAUUAGUAGCUGAGCAAGUCCCUGCCUGUCCUGAACCUUCUGGAGACGAGAUCUGGUCCAGGGACCAGGAGAAGAUGAGUGAAAGGCCAGAGGCAGCCUGCAGACCCUCACGUGCAUCUUCCAUCACGAGUAAUGGGAGCUGCACCUCUGCUGGGGACAGCCCUGAAAAGGGGAAGAAAGGAAUAAAGGGAAUCCUUACAAGUGCACUUAAGAAGAUGAAAAAGAUCAAGCCACUCAGUGUCAAACAAAUCAUGGAUCUCCUUGAAGAGCACAAGCUUUGUGAUGCCGCUCAGCAUCUGAUUGUCCUGGAGAAGAGCCUGUCUAGCAAAAGUGAGGAGGGACUGAACACCAGCCAGCAAGACGUCGAGUCUGUCUACGAAGUUCUGAAGCACAAAGUCUUCAGCAUCUUGAAAGACUCCGUCCUUCUAGCGAAAACAAACCCAGAACUGCUGCAGCAGGCGGUAGAUGCACUGAAAGAGCAGGAGAAAGAAGAUCAGAACUACACGUCGGAGAAUCCACCUGAUCAAAACAUGCAGUUUAGACCUAGAAAAUGGAAAGAACUUUGGAUGGCUACAGUAAAGGAGUCGGUAGAGACUCGAAUGAAAGACACAAGUCAUACUCCUAGAACUGAGAACCUCUCUACAGUUGGCCAGAACCUCCUGCACAUGGGAAAGACAAUGAAAGAAGAUUUGACAGUAAUUGUGAAGUACAUUAAACAGCUUUAUCCUCCUGAGUUUAAUGUGUUCAGCACAUAUGCAGAACUCUACCACAACUAUUUUGCCUCCCAGGCAAAGAAAAACGCUGAGUCUCAUCUGGAAGACAAGGAUAUUUAUCUCCUCCUCUCAUGGGUGCACAACAUUUAUCCAAAAGAUAUGAGAAAAGAUCAUGUUUUAGCAGAGGAGUUGGAAAAAGUUAAGCUUGGGAGCCUUUUGCCAUCAAGUCUGAGCAAAGAGCUUGAAAAGAAAUACCUUGACAGUGAAGAGGCUACUAUCAAAAAUUCACUGAGCAAAUGUUUAGAUAAAGAAAUCCAAAGGUGGAAAGAAGACAAAGAACCAGAGAAACUAAAUGGACAUUUUCAGAGUGAACUACUAGCAAUAUUUGUUAUCCAGAGUAUCUAUAGCGGCCAGAAGCGAGCCAAGGACAUCAGCGUGGCAGUGGGCGAGGAGCUGUCGCAUCGCCUGUCGAAGGAGCUGCCUGCCUUCCUGAAAAGCUACAAGGAUGCUUUUGAAGACUUUAAGGAGAAAAGCAAGAAGCACAGAUACUACAAGCCUAUACUGAUUGCAAAUAUUAACAACUGCUGGAAUUUUAGAGACUACGCAGAGAAAAACAUGGCAGAAAAGGACGACAAUAAAGCCAGUAUCCUCAGCACUCUCGGCGACAUUGAAAACAGCGGCUUUGACGUGCUGCUUCAACAGCUCUUUGCCCAGCUGAAGCCAAUUUAUAAGAAGUUUACAGAAAAUAAGUGGGACUCCAGCAAUGAAAUUAUGAACGAGAUCAUUAAAACCACCAGCAACCAUAUUUCAGACUUCCGGACCCUAAAGGACCCUUUCUACCACGCUAUCAUCGAGAAGAUCCACACCCGUUUGGUUAAAGAGUACAUCGUGAGAUUGCUGAAGAGGAAAGUCAGCCUGAAAACUCCAGCGCAACAGCAAAACCUGGCCCAACACAUCUCCAAGAACGCUGCCGACCUGGAAGCCUUCUGCACCAGCAAUGGCUCUCAAGCCACGUGGCUGAAUUCAGCGCUCCCCAAACUGGCUGAAAUAAUCCGACUUCAGGAUUUAGGUGCUAUUAAAAUUGAAGUUGCAACACUCGCCACGACAUACCCAGAUAUCCGCAAAAGGCACCUGGAAGCGUUCCUGCACAUCAAAUCCAAUUUGUCACGCGGCGAGCUCAAAAGCAUCCUGGGCUACUUGGCAGACAGCACAGCAUCCACGCCACCCGGGGCCCCGCUCUUCUCCAACAUAAACGUGUCCUAG